AUGGAUAAAAAGAUAUCCUCGAUGGAGACGCCGACAGAGAUACCAUUCGGGCAGCAUAACAUCCCCACAGAAGCAGAAUUUAUGGAAGAGGCAAAAGAGAUGCUGAAUUUAGCCAAAAAGAUAGAUAAAAGCGUAAUUUUUGGAGAUAAAGAAGUCUUGGAAAGCAAAGCGAUUCGAAUUGUCGAAGAAGAUUAUGAGAAGCCAGAACUGAAGAAAACAUUCUCUGAAAUUCUUAGAUCUGGGCAAAAAGAUGAGCCUAAAACAGAUGAUGACGAAAAACCAAGCGAGCCGACCGAGAUCGAGAAAAAAUUCAGCUGGGAAGAUCCCGAAUGCGUGGAAAGACUCAAAAGCAUUUGGGAUGAUCCGGACUACUGGGAGCCUCAAGAUCUAAAUGGCGAAAUAAAAGUGGACUUUGAAAACUGCGGCGAGUGGUUUUACUGCUGCUAUGGCGAGAAAUUUCCAGCUAAGAGCCACUAUUGGCCAACAAAGCAGACAGAACGGGCAAAACCCGUUUUGCGCCGGCACAGAUGCAUGAAAAAACGCUACGAAAAGUGGACAAACAAGAUGAUCGAAUUAGGCAAAAUUCGCGGCAGAAGACUCGCCGCUAAAACUCGACGAAAAGCUCUCGAGAAAAAGGAACUUGAGCGACGAAAACAAGUCGGAGAAAAAACGCCUAAAAAGGUCCCUGGUGGUCCCAAGAAUUCAAAACGAAAAUAA
Oikopleura dioica is the source of this 717-nucleotide messenger RNA. Lineage: Eukaryota; Metazoa; Chordata; Appendicularia; Copelata; Oikopleuridae. The record is from the annotation of a GenBank genome assembly.